Messenger RNA from Spodoptera litura, 3572 nucleotides. Its product is annotated as Topoisomerase I-interacting protein. The record is from RefSeq and is a predicted model, not a curated record. Gene Ontology annotation, biological process: protein monoubiquitination; protein polyubiquitination. NCBI's taxonomy places the organism in Eukaryota, Metazoa, Arthropoda, Insecta, Lepidoptera, Noctuidae. Gene Ontology annotation, molecular function: ubiquitin protein ligase activity; metal ion binding.
UUAAUAAAAUAAUGAAAAUUGUCAAGCUGUUUUUCUCAGUCUCAGGAGAUUUUUGUCCGUUUCUUUCUCGGAUUUUAUACCAAUAAUAAAUGGCCUUACAUCUUACUUAUGAACUUUAGUGUAUGUUUUAAUACACGUAAAUUUGCUUAGUUUGUAAUACUGUUAUUUCCAUUCCAAUUUUCGUGUGUGCAAACGUGUUUUAUAAUGCGCUAUUGGAGCUCGUUCAUUUGUGUUUUUAUUACUGGUUCAGGAAAUAUAUUAAGUCAAAUGCGAUUAUGACUAUUAAAAUCACGACCCAAUGGUCAUGUAUCUGUGUUAUAAGACAAAUGAACUAAAGAUUUUUAUGGUAUUUAAAUAAAAUCGAAUCUCAGUGACCAAACUCUGGUAUAUCUCGCUCGGCACGUCACAAUUCACCAGAAAUCUGUCAAGAUCACACUGUCAGUAGGUAAGGUAACUAGCCAUGGAAACAGUGCCUGUUGCUCCAGAUGACAGUGCUGGAGCGAACCCCAGCAGUGUUAAAAGUGAUGACAGCAGUCCCAGGCCUGACAGCCGCUCUGGCUCACCUCCACCAAAUUGUGCCAUAUGUCUCGGCACAUGCAAGAAUAAAUCCUUCACAGACUCAUGUUUACAUCAAUUUUGUUUCACAUGCCUUCUUACAUGGAGUAAGGUGAAAGCCGAGUGUCCACUUUGCAAACAGGCAUUUAGAUCUAUCAUACACAAUGUGCAGUCUAACUAUCAAUAUGAGGAAUACUUGGUUGUGCAACGGGAACAUGAGGAAUUGAAUAACAGGAUUGACAUCAACAGAGUCAACGCAGCAACUCAAAGGUUCAGAUACAGGACCACGCUGACGCUGCCGCGGACGGACUCGAUUGCCAUCCAGCAGCUGUUACGUCACUACCCGUUAAUGGCGGACGUGUACCCGUCGCCAGUGCCGCGCGUGCCGCCCGCUCGCCGCCGCCGCUCUCCCGCCUCCUUCCGACGCACCGUCUACAGACACAACCUGUGGGCUCGACCUCUACCAGACUUCACUGGCAGAUUUCGUGAUUGCACACCCGAAUUCUAUAGGUAUAAUGACACACAAAUGCAUCGGUUGGUUCCUUGGCUUAAUAGAGAGCUCCAUUAUUUGCUAAACGAAAAUGAAGGCCACAUUUCAUACGUUAUGACUCGGAUCCUGGAAUUGCUACCACAACAUCAUAUUAACUCGGCUGAAUUCAGAGAAGUAAUGCACCGAUAUUUUGGAGAAAGAACUGAACACUUCUUGCAUGAAUUGUAUUGUUUUGCCUCUACACCGUAUGACAUCACUGGCUAUGACCGCAAUGUCCAAUAUACGACUGAUAGCAGAAUAUCUACAAUGAUAAACGAGGUGAUAUCUAGCACUGACUCUGAGGGAAGUGCAGAUUCCGAUAUUGUAAUGGUUUCAAGUUCAGAACCAGCAGAACCACCUGCGGGACCCUCGAGGUGCCCGGCGCCCGUUUACCCAGUCGGAUAUAUACCAUUGCCUACAACAGCUAACAACGUCAUUUCUAUUGAAACCAUAGGAUCUCAAUCGGACUCGGAUGACGACGACUCCGAAGUAAUGGUCGUGGGCUAUAUCAAACCGCCUCAGGAAAGGACUCCAGAAAUUGUGGAUUUGCUAGGAUCUGACAGCGACGUUAUCGUCCAAGACAAUCCGCAACCGGAGCCAGAACCUGCGGUAGCGCCGCGCAUGCCAUCUGUGAAAGUGACACUGAAGCGGCACCGCGUGCGGCACGAGUCCGACAGCUCGGACAGCUCGUACCGGCCGCUCCCGCGCCAGCGACGGCGCGCGAGACUGGCCUCCGCCUCCACCAGUGAUACUAACCGUUCCACGCCUACACACGCAGCCUCUAACUAUACAUCUCCCAACCCUCGAAUCGCCGAAAAUUCCGAGACUGGCGAAACCUCCGUGAAUUUUUAUUCCUCCGCCUCGUCCACAAUAUCCACAAAGUCUAGUACAACCACUGCCUGCUCCUCGUCGUACGAUAGCGACUAUAGCGACGAUACCAAGUUUGUAGUUAAAAAUAAAUCAAAGAAAAAGUCUAGCAGGGAGGCAACUUCCAGUAGAGAUCGAAGGAAAAACAAAAAAAAGUCGUCACGGUCACAUCACAAAGAUAAAAAGAAUGGCCAGUAUUUAGACAAGGACAGGAGAAGUAAGAAGUCUUACUCGGGGAAAGGAGUAAAGUCGUCUCAAAAAGCGAGUAGUAGCUCUGUAACCUCGGAACAAACUUUACCUCCCUCCUUAGAUGAACCCAGCACGAGUGGCACAAGCGGCACGUCUUCAAAGGAGAAACGUAAAUCAAGCAAAGAACGGAAACGUCAGCGACGUGACAGUCGUGAGAACAGAAGACUGAGAAGUGUUGUUAAUGUUAUGUAUAAUAGUCAUAAUAAAAAUAUUAAUGGAUCAAAGUCAAGUGCAAAUCAUAAUAAUGUGUCUACAACAACUACAAGUAGGUCUGAGGCCGAAUCCACUACUACUAGCAAUGGAUCACGAGUUGCCGAAGCGACCUCAUUGAAUGGUUACAGCGAGCUACCGUCCACGAGUCGUCGACCACCGGACUCCUCGUCGGAUUCUGAAGACAAUUUGCCAUUAAAUCUUACUUUACUAGGGCCGCAUUCGUCUUCGUUAUGAAGUACCCAGUAAAUGUCAUAUUGUGAUAGCCUAUUGAAACGAAAGCAUUAAAAUUUGUGUUACAUUUCCGCGUAAGUACUAAUUGUGAUCGAGUUGCAUCUCACUUUCUCUAAAGUACUGGAAAAAAUAAACCAAAGCCUUUGUGACUGCAAGUAUUUGUACAAUAACUUUGUAUGUGUCUUGAUAUUUACAUGAAAAUUUUAGCAUGUUGUUGUGGUUAUCCGAAAAAUAUAUAAGGAAAGUAAUAGGUUUGUUGCUAUUUCGUCACAUUUAGGUUGAUGCAAAUCCCUGAAGUGAAACACUUGGAAACUACAUGGUAAUACUUACACAAGAGCUGCUACAAGCACUUGGCUCCAUUUUUUCAUAAAAUGUGUAAGUACAACAUGACAACAGUUUUGUUGCAAUUUUUUGUGUAUCAGUUAUUUGUAUUUUAUUUUUACUUCAAAAUUUUAGUACCAGUUCUGCCAAAAAAUGAUCAUGUAAUAUAAACAUAAUUUCCCUACUUAUUUCAUUAUCUUAAUUUAAUUACGGGUAUUUAUGUACAUUAUGGACGAAUUCAUUUGAUGUAAGAAUUUUUGAUAAAUACAUAGUUAUGAACAAUUUACAAGUUGUGAAUAUUUAAUGCUGUGUAAAUAGUAAAAAUGAUUUUAAUACAACAUUUAUUUAAAUCUUAAAUGAAAUGUUAAGUUUUGCCAUUUGAGGAAUUAUCGCGAUAUUAUCGAUGGACCAGAAUGUAAAGCAGAUGAAAGUGUAUAAAUUGUAGCUUUGCCUUAAAAUUCAUUCAAAAAAUGAAAUCUGCUACUUAAGCAACGCCUUUAUUUACGAUGACAAUGUUGAGAAAUAUUAUUGUUACAAAUGGUCAUAAGGUUUACAGAGACACCGUAUUUUACUGAUGAAGCCAGAAAAUAAAGUGAUAUAUAAAUAA